AUGCGAUAUUCCGAAAGAUGCUACGUUCUCGGCCAUUUGUUCACGUUCCUGAUCGCCCUGGCCAUCACCGCUACGCUCAUAUUCUUCAUCAAUGCGGCCACGUCACCAUCACCGUCACCAUCAGUUACCGUAUCCCUCUCGGAUGUUCAACCGACGAGCACCGAAAAACCGUCAAAAGUGUGGGACACUAUGGACGGAGAGGGAUAUCAGUUCAAGGCGACCGUAAGAGUAUUGUAGACGUUCGAGAAACAUCCAAUAUUAAUAGUGCUCAGGACGAGCAAGUGACUUUGGAUAAAAGAUACGAGGAGCUGAGCAAGUUGCCCAGUUGCGGACAGUUGUCUCAGGUGCAGGAGGAGGUGAAGGCGAAAUUGGGAAAUGUGAAGAAGCAGUUCGCCGAGUGCAUCACUCCGAUUGUCGAGCAAUGGAGGGGAAACGCCAGAGAAGUGAAUUAAUGUCCAAGGCUUUCUAUGGGUCUUACUAGAAAAUAUGAUCCUUGAAAAACUGAAGAAAUCCUCUCGUUGAGAUCAUUCGAUCCAUGUAGGCUUUGUUCCGAAAUACCAACUUUUCAAAGGAUCAUUCCUCUAUUCAGAUGAAUGUCGAUUGGGUUGAAAAGGCGGCAAUUUGUGAUCAGUUGCCCGUCUUCCAAACGCUUGGAAUCGUGCCGUUCGCCAAUCUCCAUGAAAUCAAAUGGACAAUCCUUCCGAGAUGUGUAAGCUUUGUCCGAACUUUUGUGAUGGAUAGUUGAAGUUUAGACCGAGCAAAACGUGCUUCUCACCUUGGGAGUCGGGCAUGAUACGGUCGCCGAAGAGACACUAAACCGCACUCUUCCCAACACGAAAUUCUACGGCGCCGAUCCGAUCAUCGAGCCGAAUCGGCAACUGUUCUCGGCUGUUGGCAAGUUUUUCCCGUUUGCAAUCGGCCGCAAUCCCGGCUUUUCGACGUUUCGAGUGCUGCCCAACCAGAAUCAAAAGACGAGAAAUUACGUGUAUCAAGAUGUGACGACCAUCGAUUUGAUCUACUUUUUAAAGGGAGUUCUCAAGUUGAAGGUUUCACACUAUUCCGGUUACAGUACUCGAGUAAUCAAUGUUCAGAAGAUCGACUUUGCGUGGAUUGACAUCGAAGGCGGCGAGUUCGAGUUCAUCGACAUGCUCCAUCGGGACGGACCACUCGACAAAGAGGGCAUCUCGAUUUGUCAGUUCAACUUGGAAGUCCACUCGAAGUUCCAUCCGCCGGGCGCACAAAUCUAUCACGACUUUAUUUUCAAAGUGCUCGAGGAGCAGCGAUACGUUUUCUUGCAGUCGUUGCACACGGACGUCGGAGUUCAUCGAAUGUAUUUCAUUAAUGUUGAGAACACAGAGUGUAUCGCCAAGUUUUUCAAUAAAUAUUAGACGUAGGCAACAAAGGCGUUCGUUCACAAUGACUAGUAACAAUAUCCGACCAAAAUGUAUAAGUUAUCUGUAACCGAACCAGAGCAUCUUCGGAACGUGUGCCGCCGAAGUGAAUUCUGAACUGCAGCUCAAUAAGGUACGCAGAAACACUCCCAAUAACAAAACUAAUGUUGUAGACUCUUCCGAACGUGAAAUUGCUCAGCGCCGAUCCGAUCAUCGAGCCGAAUAUUGAGUUGUACUCGCCGUUCGGAAGGCGCUUCCCGUUCGCAGUCGGACGACAGUCUGGCACUGAAAAGGAGAUCACGAAAUUGCCAUUUUGAACUACUUUUACAAAGGCGGCAAGUUCGACCAGGACGGCAUCACAAUCUGACAAUUCAACGCAGUGUUGCAUCCGCAGAACGUCACGUGAGGAGAUUGCAAGUUUCUGAAGGCGAGGAGUACGGGCGUCGGAGUCUUCCGCGCUGUUUUUUUUAUUAAUAUGGAGUGUCCAAAGUGUCUCAUUUAUCCCCUAAAUGUUAAGAAAUGUUCGGAAACUGAAUUCCGGUGCAGAACGGUCACAUUCGAGAUCCUCAUUCAUCCGGAACGAGCUCUCAAUUCGUAAUUCGUAGAUAUUAUCUGCCCUAAAACUAGAUGCAAACUUGUUUUCACAACUGAAUCAAUCAGAUAUUCAUCGGCCAAAUUCCCGUCUCAAACGGAAACAACUCGCUAUUUUUCCAUGUUGUUUCCUCCAAACAGUCAAUUCAAUGCAUGCACUGGAUUUCGUUCCAAAUGUGUCGAAGGUACAUCAUCUCUUCAUAUUUUUCAAUGUUCCAUAAUAGUUGUCUUGUUUCAGUGGCUCCAUGGCGAAUGGGUCCGAGACUCGGAAUUCUGUGCUCUCUAGUCACCUCGACUUUCAUCAUGUUUCAUGUAGUUCGAAACGCGAACAACUAUUUACAAGCGGAAAUUAUAUUACCCACUGACACCAAGCAUCCGAUAUUUCAAGCGUUCUACAAUUGUGUCACUCCUCAUUUGAAUCCUCUCAAAGGAGAUUUUGAUAAGGUUUGGUUGUCGUUUCACUACAAAAAUUAAUUUAUUUCAGUUUUACCACAACUUUGUCAACUUGACAGCCGAUUGUGACAAGUUGCCGGCCUUCGAAGCACUCGCCAUUCUACCACUGGCUAAUCAGGACGAGGUGAAGCACGUGGUGUUGCCCUUGACUAACGAGACCAUCACAAUGAUCACGUUCGGCAUCGGACACGACACUGACGCUGAGGAGUCGCUGAAAAAGAUCUAUCCGCAGACGGAGUUCUUCGGAUUCGAUCCGAUUGCCGAGAUUAAUAAAGAGCUGUACGAAAAGAUCGGCACCUAUAUUCCGUUGGCAAUCAGUGGAAGCAGUGGGUCACAGAUAUCACAUGUCUAUAGAGGUAAGUAGAAGAAGGUAUCCGCUUAACUUAAACUUGGUAAUCACAGACAAAUACAACGAUGAAGUGCUUCUGCACAUUGGCGCAGGCUACUAUCUCGACGAAGUUCUGCAGAAGAAGAGAAUCGACGUUCUGUGGGUGGACACCGAAGGACAAGAGUACUCGCUUCUCGGCUUAUUCCACGCCGGCGGCGAAUUCGAUCGACGUGGCAUCAAAGUGUGUCAGAUGAACUUUGAGGUGAGCAUUGAGGACAAUAAGUGACGAAAGAAUCGCGCGCACACAGAUGCAUUUGAAUGUUACGCCCGGAGUGACGAACGAGACACAGAAGUUUCAUGACUUUGUCUGGCGGAUUUUGGCCGAUGGAAAGUACGUAAUGCUCCGACCGUUCUACGUUGUCGCCCAACAAUUCCGAUUCAUCCGCACAUUUCUGGUCAAUGUGAAAGACAAAGAAUGCACUGAUUUGUACAUUCAAAAAUAA
Caenorhabditis sp. 36 PRJEB53466 is the source of this 3266-nucleotide messenger RNA. NCBI's taxonomy places the organism in Eukaryota, Metazoa, Nematoda, Chromadorea, Rhabditida, Rhabditidae. The record is from the annotation of a GenBank genome assembly.